AUGUCGACGAGGAAUCGCAGAGGUGUCAAAUUCACCUCCCUGAAACCUACCAUUAACGGCUCAGGGACCGGCAACAUCCGAAGAGAAAGCACUCCAUCGGACCCUUCAGACCCAAACUCGCCUCUGGUAGACCUUGACGAGAAUGAUCCUGCCUAUCAAGACUGGGUGGAUGGCGACAAAGACCCCGUUGUUCCCGCAAAUGCUGCACCCGUGGCGACCACUGAAUACGAAAAGAAGAAGCAGAAUUUUGUUGUCAGAACAAUAUGGACGCUUGUCAUGAUCGCCUUCUUUUUCAUCCUACUCUUCAGUGGGCAUUUAUAUCUUGUCGCUGUCGUUACCGCUGUCCAAAUCAUUACCUUCAAAGAGGUUAUUGCGAUAUCAAGUGUUCCUGCCAAGGAAAAAAACAUGCAUUUCACAAAAGCCCUGAACUGGUACUUCUUGGUGACGACAAUAUAUUACCUUUACGGCGAAAGUGUUAUCUACUACUUUAAGCAUAUUGUCUUGGUUGAUGCCUUCCUCUUGCCGAUGGCGAGCCAUCACAGGUUCAUUAGCUUUAUGCUGUACAUGUUGGGUUUCGUUUUUUUUGUCGGCUCCCUCCGUCGCGGACACUACCGUUUCCAGUUCACACAGUUCGCAUGGACCCAUAUGGCUCUCUACCUCGUGGUUGUUCAGGCCCAUUUUACUAUCAACAACAUCUUUGAAGGCCUCAUCUGGUUCUUCCUGCCGACUUCUAUGAUCAUCACGAAUGAUAUUUGGGCAUACAUCUGCGGUAUAUCAUUCGGCAGGACUCAACUGAUCAAACUUUCGCCAAAAAAGACGGUGGAAGGUUUUGUUGGAGCAUGGAUCUGUACUAUGAUAUAUGGACUUGCCGUUGCCAGGAUUCUAGUACCAUACAAGUACUUCAUUUGUCCGGUCAGGAAUCUCGGAGCCAACAUUUGGACUGGUCUAGAAUGUACCCCAAAUCCCGUGUUUUCCCCACACACCUACACCCUACCGCUUCCACUUCAACCAAUCCUUGGUGACACUUUCACCAGCGCUCCAAUUUAUUUCCACGUCCUGUUGAUGGCUACAUUCGCUUCUCUCAUCGCUCCAUUCGGUGGUUUCUUCGCCAGCGGUCUCAAGAGGACCUUUAAGAUCAAGGACUUCGGCGAUACUAUCCCUGGGCAUGGUGGGAUUACGGAUCGUAUGGAUUGCCAGUUCAUCAUGGGAUUCUUCAGCAAUCUAUACUACCAGAGCUUCAUUGCAGCGAACAAGGCCGUCACCGUUGGUGGUGUAUUACAGAGCGUUAUUGGCAAUCUAAGUCCCCAAGAACAAGUCGAGGUCGUUCUGGGUCUGCAGAAAUACCUGGCUGGGCAGGGCCUUGUCGGCCAAGAGAUUGUACAAUGUUGGAAUGACGCUCUGAAGGGCCAGUGA
Orbilia oligospora ATCC 24927 is the source of this 1413-nucleotide messenger RNA. RefSeq lists its product as uncharacterized. Gene Ontology annotation, molecular function: phosphatidate cytidylyltransferase activity. Gene Ontology annotation, cellular component: endoplasmic reticulum membrane. The record is from RefSeq and is a predicted model, not a curated record. The coding region runs from base 1 to 1413 and encodes 470 amino acids. The transcript is spliced from 5 exons. NCBI's taxonomy places the organism in Eukaryota, Fungi, Ascomycota, Orbiliomycetes, Orbiliales, Orbiliaceae.